Molecule: messenger RNA, 1108 nt
Organism: Aplosporella prunicola CBS 121167
Lineage: Eukaryota; Fungi; Ascomycota; Dothideomycetes; Botryosphaeriales; Aplosporellaceae
Exons: 1
Coding region: 358-1089 (243 amino acids)
Source: RefSeq, a predicted model, not a curated record
CAACGGACGGGCGACGUACCGCGACCCUUACUGCAAUCCCACAGCUGCUCUUAAUUGCAUCUCAUUGACAUCGUCCAAUUGCUACGGCGUGUCAAACCUGCGGCAGCCACGGAGCGAUUCGCGCGUCAGCUUAUGGUACCCUGGACUCUCCACACUCUGCCAGGCGAAUGAGGGCUUAUCUCACGUACCACAAGACCCGGUAUUCGUGAACAAGCUCGCGAGCUCGGAGGAAAGGCGGGGUCGGACAUAUACAGGUCGAUUUCUCGUAGAGAGGCAGGAUCUGCGCUCGCUUCUACUCGAACUCUCUCUCCGGCCUUCCUCGAGAACCUUUCUCCCCCUACCCCCCGCGCGAGAGGCAUGCCUCCCGACAGCUCUUCGUUCACGGCGCUGAAUGUAUCAACGUCGGCUGUGCCGGAAUGGAUGGGAUCCUUCACGCUGUCCGCGCAGCCAAACACCGACCUCUGGCGCAAGCCUCCCAGCAGUGACACGUCGACCUGCCCGAUACUCUUCACGGCGCUGCGCAACCCGUUCGUGGCGGCUGAAGUGACGGUUUCGGCGGACUGGGAGCUCGAAUGGGACCAGGCGGGAUUAGUGAUAUUCGCAGGGGCACCACCUGGAAGAAUCGGCGGGGCGAGGCCAGCACCUCCUCCGCCCGCUCCGGCCCCGGUACACGCGGACGCGCCCCCGGCCUACGUCGCCCCGGCUCCGGCGUCCAAGUGGGUGAAGGUCGGCCUGGAGUUUAGCAACAACGCCUGUCACGCAACAUCGGUAUGCGCCACGGCUGACGGCGCAGAUUGGGCGCUGACGGCGCUGCCGUCGCAUCGAAGACGCCGGUCGGAUCUGCGCAUCAAAAUGGAACGCAUCGGUUACGCGCUGUGGGUGUGGUACGAGGACGAGGUCAGCGGGUGGAAAAAACUCAGAGAGGUGACAUGGUUCUUCUGGGGUGUCGAGGAUAAGGCUGUCCGCGUGGGCGUCUACGCGUCGCGGCCCGCGAAUCUUGGCGCAACACACUAUGAGCGGCGGCACGGCGGGCCGCGGGUCACGCAGCGGAAUCUGUUGGUUGAGUUUGAGGGCCUGGAGAUUUUCUGAUUGUCGUCAUUUUUCUUCG